Messenger RNA from Lobosporangium transversale, 2355 nucleotides. RefSeq lists its product as hypothetical. Gene Ontology annotation, biological process: proteasome-mediated ubiquitin-dependent protein catabolic process; protein deubiquitination; regulation of proteasomal protein catabolic process. The record is from RefSeq and is a predicted model, not a curated record. Bases 1 to 2355 code for a protein of 784 amino acids. The transcript is spliced from 9 exons. Gene Ontology annotation, molecular function: proteasome binding; cysteine-type deubiquitinase activity. NCBI's taxonomy places the organism in Eukaryota, Fungi, Mortierellomycota, Mortierellomycetes, Mortierellales, Mortierellaceae.
AUGCGUAAAUCCAGAAAACCACAAUCAGCUGUAUUGACUGCCCCAAAUAUCUAUGACACCCUCACAACCCUGAUCAGGAUUCUAAAUAAUGCGAUCAAGCCAGACUCUCGACCUCUUAAUGUCGAAUCAAAUGUAUUCAAAGAUAAGAUAAGACUGGACAAUGAAAGCAAGCAGUUCUUUACUCAUACCAAGUUCUCACUGAUUGAUAAGCACUUUCAUGCUCCGGAUCCUACUUCAGACAAUAUCCGCUUCUUAAAUCGAUGCCGCUUCCAGCUAGAGCUUAUACUGAUGCAAGAGAAACCAGAAUUACUCUCAGCUACUGUUAAACCAGCGUACCCGCUCAUCCUCCAGGAACUUGGGUGCUCAACAUACAAGCGUGAUCUAAAAGAAAAACCUCUCAAUCUCUCGGACAAGGCAACUCUUAUUGCAGAGCAACACUCUACUCUAUCAAAGCUGGGCUGUGUUACUGAUAUGAACGAUAACAUUGUGAUCGACGCCUUUCAAACUCAACUUUUGCACGACACAACUGCGUCGCAUUCAUUAAUUGAUGCACUUGUAGAAAUUCAAAAGAGGCGGGAGAGCGAAAAGCUCGAGAUUGAGAUCGCAUGUAAGAAGUGUGAGAGCUUCGUGACAACUGCAGAGCUUAAGGCAGCCUAUCGCCAAUUUGAGAUCCCAGAUGAUGGUGAGGGUAUUGAUAAUGAGGUUUUAAUAGGACUCAUCCGUGCUUCGCUCAACCCCACCACUAUGGAGAGCCUUAGGAUCAUUGCAAAAGCCAGGAAUGAUGUCGCCAUCAACACAUUACUCGAACAACCUGACUCAAAUACAAUAGGCUUGGAUCAAGAUGAUCCUACUAUGGACCUAUUUUAUGCUCAGAAUCCAGUAGGUCUAACCAACAUUGGCAACACCUGUUAUGUCAACUCCCUGCUGCAGUACAUCUACACUAUCAAGGAGCUGCGAGAGACUGUACUGAAUAUGGAGGCAUAUGUCGAAAAUACAGAUGCAGCAGAUUGGCAAGGAAAAGUUAUUGAUGGCCAGCGUCUGAGCAGACAGCAGGUUAUCGAAGCCAAAGAUACUGUUAGAGAACUCAAGGACCUAUUUUCACAGAUGGAGUGGUCAAAGACAAGAGCUGUUGUCCCUUCAAGCAGACUAGUGGAUUUACUGCGUCCUACUACUGCAAGUAGUACGUCAAUAAAUUCAGUCAUUACAGCCUCAGAAGGGCAACCAUAUGAAAUGCAAGAUGUAUCAGAGGCAAUGUUACUUCUUAUGUCUCGACUUAAUGCUGCGUUCGUACCUCUCACGCCGGACAAUGGCGGCCCUCCAGUCGAUCGCUUCAAUAGCCUGUUCUAUAUCAGAGCAUUCAAGAAAGGGAUGGAAAUGGAUGAUGUCACUGGUGCGACAAAAGAACGACGUAUUCCAGAAGAUAGUAGUACACUAAUUUUAAAUGCAGACGAAGAUGUGGCUAUGCAAGAACUCAUUGACAACUACUUUUAUGAGAGCCGAAACGCAGACUCAAGAAUAUCGUCGCCCCUCACUUCUAUUGAUGGUAUCGGCGGCGACGCUUCUAUUGUGGCUGAGCGUGAUAUUAGGGUGACAGAACUCCCUCCAAUUCUACAGAUCUAUCUGAACAGGACCCAAUAUAAUCGAAAGGACAAUUCUUCUUACAAAUCCUCUGCUACUAUUUCUAUUCCUAAACGGCUCUAUAUGGACCAAUAUUUGGAAUCUAAUCAAGAAGAGAACGCAGAGCGGUUCAAGCGGAUCAAAUUGUGGAAGAUGGAUAGACUCGAGUCUCGGAGAGCGCUGGAACGCAUCCAGAUGAAGCGCAAGGAGCUUGCGUCAAAUAAGCAGACAGAUAACGGCCUUAUUGAUAGGAAAUAUAAUGUUGAGACAAUUAAUACGGCAUCUUCAGUGGAUGCACCUGUUGUGGAUACAUAUUCAAGUGGCAUUGAGGCAGAGUCAAAGGAGUUUCCAGCAUUCUGUGAUAUGACCACUACUGACAUUAUUGUCUCAGAAUCAGACUUAGAUGAAAAAGAAGCUGAACACCUUGGCAAAAUCGUUGAGCUGAAUGCAAGGCUCGAAGGUGAAGUGGCGGGCAUGACUAGAGCUGAAUACAAGCUCCAUGCAGUUUUCCAUCAUGAAGGCGAUAUCAACUUUGGCCACUAUUGGGUUGACAUCCUGGAUGAUCAGUCUCAGCCACCACGAUGGUUCAAAUACAGUGACGAAAGAGUGAAUGAAGUUGGAAUGGCCCAAGAAGACGACAUUCUCGACGGAAAGCAAGGGCCUACGGCCUGUUUCUGCGUAUAUGUACGCUCUGAUGCGGAUGUUGUUCAAACUGUAUGGAGGUCUAUUUCAACAUAA